Molecule: messenger RNA, 958 nt
Organism: Toxotes jaculatrix (banded archerfish)
Lineage: Eukaryota; Metazoa; Chordata; Actinopteri; Toxotidae
Exons: 7
Coding region: 14-958 (314 amino acids)
Source: RefSeq, a predicted model, not a curated record
CAACAUAUCCACAAUGGCAGAACAUAACAUUAGCCGUUUGAUUGCUGUGGUGCUGGCAUUGAUUUUCUUCAUCAUCACUAUGGUGUUCACUGCUUUGGCAGGGCCGGGAAUAUAUCCAUUUUUGUCCAGCACUGCUAACAUUUCUGAUGAGUUUGUAACUCAGAUCACACCAGCAGGAUGGACCUUUACCAUUUGGUCAAUCAUUUACACCUUUCUGGCUUUAAUGUCGCUGUACCUCCUCUCUGGCAUCUUUAGAAAGAAUGCCUAUGGUUACGUUUACUGCAGCCCUCCUGUUUUGCCACAUGGAUUCUUUGUGGUUUUUUGCUUGAACCUGGGCCUCAAUAUCGGAUGGUUGCUCCUGUGGGACAGAAGGUUGAUGGCUGCUGCUCUGGUUUUCCUCAUUCUGAUCGCCUUGACCAACUACGUCGUGAUAUUCUUCUCCUGCUAUGGUCUCCAUAACUAUGGAGCUUGGCUCAACAAAUACCACAAAGUAGACCUGUGGCUCCACCGUGUGUUGAUUCAAAAUGGUGUUGCCGUAUAUGCGACAUGGACAACCAUUGCAUCCCUUGUUAACCUGGCUAUUGUACUGAAUUAUAAUGCAAACAUGUCCCAGACAGAUGCUGCCACCGUCUCUCUCUCAAUUCUGACUGUGGUGUUACUUGUUUGGUUUGUUCUGGAAAACUCUGUCCUCGACAAACACGUGAGGUUCAUUCUCAGCAUUUACCCAGUUGUGAUCUGGGCACUGACGGGGGUGUUCAUGAAAAACUACAACGCUGCAGCUCCUACCCGCAAUAAUAUCUUUAUUGUCUCCCUGUUGGCCAUAGCCUGUGUCGUUUUUGUCGGACGGGUAUUUUUGGUCAUCUGGAGGCAAAUCAAAAAGCCAUUUUACAAAGAUGUCAACCCUGAGGACAUGUCUCCUAUGGAGAUCGCAGAGAAACAGAAAACAAUAUUUAAAUGA